CUCUCUCUCGUCACCUCGGCCCCGAUAUUCGCCAGCAGCUUCAAUAAGGUAGUAGGAGGUAGUCCAUCACCAACACCGACGCAGGCCGGGAUCGCGGAUCUCCCUCUCCAGCCAACCGGGUCCCCAGACUCCUCCCUACUGCAGGCCAACCCACAUGCCAACAUGUGAUAUUGAUGCAGUCAGGUGAAUGGAGACUUUUCAUACCGACAGCCCUCUCGCCGCCUAUCUCGAAGGUGAGGGUACAUUCGAGUUCGACGACCACGAAAGCGACGAUCGCUUCCCACGAACACCCGAGAACGAUUUACACGCCGAUUCCUUCGAGCAGUCCUUUGCGCCGCAGGCCAGGCUCGCAGCAUUGCCACGUGUCAGGAUACCGCAGCUCAUACCUGUGCCACCUGGCAAGGAGCCACCGAAAAGUGCAAUCACACGAGUACACCAUGCCUGGUCUUCUGCGGUGAACUCGAGGUUAGGCGCCUCAGAUAAUGCCAAGUUUCUGGAGCACUUUCGAUAUACCAUAGUAGCUUCGCAGCUGCUGAACGAGUACCUGGAUCAUGGAUCACUAGCUCCCGCGGCUGCUCUAGCCACGAACCUGGGCUUGAAUGGCUGUUCAGAAGAGACGGGAAAGGCGAAGGACACAGCCAAUAUUGUUGGUGCGCUGUCAGCAGCGACAGUGGCAUUCGCAUUGGUGUAUUUCCUGGACUGGCUGCGCACCCGUCGCGUAAGCAGGAGCAGAGCUGCCAUAGUGCUAGGUACAGUCGCAAUUGCUGCGUUCAUGGGCUACGGAUAUCUGCGUAAACAAUGGCUAGAAAGCCUAAGACAUGAAGCAGUCGACGCUGCGACAGGGUUGACGACGAAUUGGCAAGCCUUCGAGCUUUCAUCUAGCUCUGCAUUGGCGUUCGUACAAGAGGUGGAGCUGGUGUCCAAAGGCUACAGGUUGAGCACGCCUCUGCCGCCAGCGUCGAGGAUAGAAGAAAGUGGCGCAGCCAGAAGAUGUGCGAAGCUGCGGGCUGCUCUAUACAAAGCAUAUGCCAAGACUAUCCCGGCAUGCAUACAGGCGCAUACAUUGCUACGCACGCUGAUUGAAGCGGAUGACAUUGAUAGAUACUUUGAGAUCUACGACAUCAGCCAUCAAGAUGCGGACGAGGCUUCCGGGCCGGAUGCACUUCGUGUGCUGGAUGACGAUGGAGAGUCACUGAAGUCUUUGCGGGUUUUAAGUUACAGGGCGGGUGUCCUCAGACGAGUAAUUCUGUGCUCACUCCUGGCUCUGGACGCCGAUGGUGGCAAGCUGGACUUUGCUAGAUGGCGAGCAGCGACCAAUAUCAUGGGCGAAUUGAGUAAAGCUGUUGCCGGAUCUGCGGAGCGGAUACGACUGAUUUUGAGCGAGAUGGAAUCCUUCAGGUUGUCAUCCCCUGCGCUCAAGGGUGCGCAUACUCCCCAGAGAGAGAAGAUGCGAGGCCAAGUGCGGAAGAUUAGUGCUCUGGGUACUGGCAUUCGAGGACUCCAAGCGAAGAUGCAAAUUCUUCGCGAAGAGACUAAUAACUCAAUCGAGCACUCGGAAGACCUUACAGACCUGGGACCCACAUUGAUGGCACAAUACGAAGCCAUUGGGGCAGAUCUACGAGAGCUCCUCCAAGCCUGGGAAUCCGGCAGGCAAGCCUUGCAAACCAAUAUCACACGCCACGAAAGGCGCAUAUCUAUGGCCUCCAGUGGACUUCGCUCGCCUGUCUCGAGCAUUGGAGGGCUCACCGCCGUAGACGAAGUCAUGGAUGGACCCGCUGACGCGCUCAAAGUGCUCAACGGAGACGGCACCAAGAGUCACCGUUCCAGUCUCAACACCACCUCAGACGAGGAAGAGAUGGUCUUUGAGGCGGUGGCCAUGCCAAGGCAGCGCGCCAGCACAUUACUGACCCGCGAGGAGCGCAUCACGAAGAUGCACGAGCAACGAGCCAAGCAGCAAGAGCUGCGCUCUCAGCGAGAUGCGAAUACAAGCAUGCUCCGCGAGUUGGAGUCUGUGAUCAAUCUUCGGCCGAAGAAGGAUACACCGAAUGGCACACAUGCCCCCAGAAUUACAUCGCUGUAAAGCCACACAUUGCCGGCCUUGGGCGGAGUGCAUCCAGGGCUUGGAACGAAGGUGCUCUGCUGCCAGUAUAGCACUGAUGAAGCUACACUCUUUUUCUUCUUAGCGCAUUGACUUGAAAGCGACGCAUUGCUGGUAGAACAGGACAUUUGGGGGGAUGGCAAUUUAUCAGGACGGCGCUGAAUAAAGGACGCGUCUGGGCCUAGGCGAGGGGGAUUCAACGGUUUAACACUCCGAAACGGAACAAUAUCUCAUACAGUAAUCUCGCAUUUUGCUAAUGAUCUCUUAAU
Molecule: messenger RNA, 2367 nt
Organism: Sphaerulina musiva SO2202
Lineage: Eukaryota; Fungi; Ascomycota; Dothideomycetes; Mycosphaerellales; Mycosphaerellaceae
Exons: 2
Coding region: 188-2080 (630 amino acids)
Biological process (GO): cell-cell adhesion
Cellular component (GO): plasma membrane
Molecular function (GO): myosin binding
Source: RefSeq, a predicted model, not a curated record